CACAACAGUUUCUUCAUGGCGUCUCCACAACAGUCAAGAAUUCAGUCAUAUCUGGAGAAGAAUAGAAUCGGACCUUUGUUUGAGGAGUUGAUGACCAAAUUGAUAACUGAGACUCCCGACCAUCCAAUCCCUUUUCUCAUUGAUCACCUGCAGACCAAGCAAGACAGCCCAGGCAAGCUGCACAGAGCUCUCUCUGGCUCCGCAGCACUGUGGGCGCAGAGCUCCCCAGAAAGCAAAAACCCUCGAAGGGAGAACAGCAACUAUGAGAAGCCGUGGCAAAUUCACCCAAAGAAACCGAAAAAGUCCAAGAGCGACCUGGCUGUUUCAAGUAUCUCUCCUCCCUCGCCAGAAUCCAAGUCUUUGCCGCGGUCGAUCGAGUGCCCGUCCUGGGACUGGAGGGAGAGCCGUGACUUUGACGAGCUCAGCCACAUUCUGCAGGAGAGCAAGAAGCUGGGCAAGGCCCUGGAGAGUCUGUCACGCAGCAUCGCCAUCUCUGAUGAGCUCGACCAGAACUUGGGAGGCUAUAACUCAGUGGUGCGCCCCCGGGUGGUGGGGGAGUGGGUUGGACGGGAAGAAGAGGACGCGGACCCACUGGCUUCUGAGAUGCUGCAACCCCCCGUCCCUCGGGCUAAAACCCAAGUGUGCUGGAGUGGAGACAGCAGCCCUGCUGGGAGCCUGAAGAUGGAAACAAAGAGCAAAGGGCUAAAGGAGCAGCAGCAGCAUCACAAGAAGCUCUUGGCUGCCAUGUUGUCCCAGGACUCCUUUGACUCGGUCCAUAGUCCCGCCCCCUCGGUCGCAGAGGAAGAGUUGGAGGACGAGGAUGAUGCCAUGGAGCUACUGGAGGACCUGGAUGACCUGCGGAUGGAGGGUGUGACGGGCUUGGCUCCAUCUGGCAGUAAGUUCAGCCAGGGACGCAGCUCCUAUCAUCCUGAACCACAGGCCAAAGUCACUCUCAACAUCUGCUCACGGUGUGCCAGGUUGCAGGGCGACAGUCUAUCAGACGGCAGAUCUGAAGAGGAGCACAGGUCUCGUAUAUCUGAACAAGCCGUACCUGACAUCUCAUCUCCAUUGCCCGGGGUGGACACAGUGGCGGGACGGUUGCAGGAAUGCGAGGCCUUGUCUCAAGUGUCAGGCUCUCGUCAGGCUGUCUGGGAGGCUGAUCUGAAGGCUGCGAGAGGUGGGAGCUCUGUCGGGCAGACGGGGCCGCUACUGGGUGACUCCCUCUUUUCUAAAGAGCUGGAGAACAUGGGCAAACAGCUCGCCGAGGUUGAGAAGGACCUGGCCAAGCUGGCAGAAGUAGGGAAGAUGACCACUCGGAGCUCCAAUAAUCCGCACAGUAGUCUCCUCCACACCCCUCUGCGCCACAGAACACUACCCGACACACUUCCUCUCACCAGCAUGCUCUCUAGACCCCAGUCUCCAGCUGGCAGCCUCUCAGGCAAGUCCUGCGGUGUGGGCCUCCCUCUGCUCAGCCCCAAGCCCACCUCCCUGGUCAUGGGUCGGACUCAAUCUCCCAGCAACCCUGGGAGCAGGACUCAAACCCCCAGAACGCCCAGCAGGCCUCUGACCCCAAAUAGUUUACUGACACGCUCCACCUUUAACCCUGGAGCUCAUAAAGAGGUGACCUUCAGAAGGUCGCGGAGCCGCCCUGUGACACCAACAUGUCAGCCCACACAUCUCCGACCGCUGCUCACCCCUCCUGGACUAAGCACUACAGACAGCCUCGGUGCCAGCCUGCGGGCCUAUCUGUCUGAGGAUGAGUUUUACCAGCAGUUACAGGCCAUCCGACAGCCUUGGCAUAUUCCCAGUGACACAGACAGUGACAUCCUGGAGCCUCCUGAACAGGAUAAGAAUGGUACACGCGACGCCAAUAAGAGAUCUGUGUUUUCAGGCCUCUAGUGAUGAAGACCAGGGACAUUGAUCCAAUCAAACUAUUAUGCAAACCACUGGACAUUUUGAAUUGUGUGGCAGAGAAAAUUAUUUUUAUAACUCAAAUGAAUGGGCGGAAAAAAGAUUAUAUACUUUUUUCACAGAUAUUUCAUAGACAUUUUAAUGUAACUGUAUGAUAAAAUGUCAAAAUAUUACAUCGGAGUAUGGACCAUUUAUUUUAGUUUGCUAUAUAGCAUGCUAUUGCACUUCCAUGUGGAAUCCAGAUUCUUUUUGUAGGCCUCGUGCAUUUUCACAUUGUGAAGGCAGCAUACCCAUGUUAGGCGUUUAUUGAUA
Cyclopterus lumpus (lumpfish) is the source of this 2223-nucleotide messenger RNA. RefSeq names its product chromosome 20 C8orf34 homolog (gene c20h8orf34). Bases 16 to 1899 code for a protein of 627 amino acids. The record is from RefSeq and is a predicted model, not a curated record. Lineage: Eukaryota; Metazoa; Chordata; Actinopteri; Perciformes; Cyclopteridae. The transcript is spliced from 15 exons.